GCCCGCGUUAAAGAGCCCGCCCCGCCGAGCGCAGGGGCGGCAGGUACACGUCCGUGCGCCGGCAGGGGUGGCCCCAGCACACCUGUACCCGGGCGAUCCCGGACCUGCACGCAGAACCGGGCCUCGAGCCGCCCAGCUUCUGGGCGGGAGUCCGGGAAGAAUCUCUGGGAGCCCUGUCAGCGCCCCCGGGAGCCCACCUACUGCAGGCGGCUUGUUCCGUUCCGUUUUCUUUGGCCUGGGUCUCUGAGCCGGAGCCACGGGGACUUGCCCUGUGCUGCGGGACCUGCGGACGCCGGGGACUGGAAGGUGUGCGGGCUCCCAGGACCCCUCACACCAGAGGAAGGCCCUCCGUUUUGGCCAGAAUGGAGCAGCCGCAGGGAGUUGAUUGGACGGUCCUCGUCCUGACGUGCCAGUAUAAGGACAGUGUCCAGGUCUUUCAGAAAGAGCUGGAGGUGCGGCAGAAGCGCCAGCAGAUCCCCGCUGGGACACUGUUGCUGGCGGUGGAGGACCCCGAGAUGCGUGUGGGCAGCGGAGGAGCCACGCUCAAUGCCCUGCUGGUGGCUGCUGAACACCUGAGCGCCCGGGCGGGCUUCACGGUGGUCACGGCUGACGUCCUGCACUCGGCCUGGAUCCUCAUUCUGCACAUGGGCCGAGACUUCCCCUUCGAUGACUGUGGCCGGGCCUUCACCUGCCUCCCUGUGGAAAGUCCCCAGGCCCCGGAGGAGGCCUUAGUUUGCAACUUGGACUCCCUGCUGGACAUCAUGACCUUCCGGCUGGGCCCAGGCUGCCCGCCAGGCGUGUGGGUCUGCAGCACUGACAUGCUGCUGUCUGUUCCUGGAAACCCUGAGAUCUGCUGGGACAGCUUCCGGGGAGCCAGAGUGAUUGCCUUUCCGGGGAGUCCAGCCUACGCUCUGGAUCAUGGCGUGUACCUCACUGACUCCCAGGACUUCGUUUUGGACAUUUACUACCAGGGCACCGAGGCGGAGAUACAGCGGUGUGUCAAGCCCGAUGGGCGGGUGCCCCUGGUCUCUGGAGUUGUAUUCUUCUCUGUGGAGACCGCCGAACGCCUCCUGGCCACUCACGUGAGCCCACCCCUGGACGCCUGCACCUACAUGGGUUUGGACUCUGGAGCCCGGCCUGUCCAGCUGUCGCUGUUUUUCGACAUCCUGCUCUGCAUGGCUCGGAAUGUGAGCAGGGAGGACUUCCUGGUGGGGAGGCCCCCAGAGAUGGGGCAGAGUGACGCGGCUGUAGCAGCUUACCUGCAGGGUGCCCGGGCCCAGCUGUGGCGGGAGCUUCGAGAUCAGCCCCUCACCAUGACCUAUGUCCCCGAAGGCAGCUAUACCUACAUGACCUCAACCAGUGAGUUUCUGCUUAACUUCACGCUGCCCAGUGGCCCUGGGGCCAAGAUCAUCCACUCCCAGGUGGAGGAGCCAGAGCUCCUGGAGCCUGGGAGCUGUGUGAUCAGCUGCCUGCUGGAGGGCCCUGUCCGACUGGGGCCCGGGAGCGUCCUGCGGCACUGCCACCUGCGGGGCCCCAUUCACAUCGGCGCUGGCUGCCUCAUGAGUGGACUGGACGUAGCUCAGUCUGAGGCCCUGCGUGGCCUGGAGCUGCGUGACCUCAUCCUGCAGGGACACCACACACAGUUGCAUGGCUACCCAGGCCGGGCCUUCACCCUUGUUGGCCGUCUGGACAGCUGGGAGAGACAGCGUCCAGGCACGUACCUCAACAUGUCCUGGAGCGACUUCUUCAAGAAGACGGGCAUCCGAGAAUGGGAUCUGUGGGACCCAGACACACCCCCUGCAGAGCGUUGCCUUCCCAGUGCCCGCCUCUUUCCUGUGCUCCACCCCUCGAGGGCCCUGGGCCCCCAGGACAUGCUGUGGAUGCUGGACCCUAAGGAGCAUGGAGGGGAGACUCUGCGGACCUGGCGAGCCUCCUGGCGCCUGUCCUGGGAGCAGUUGCAGCCAUGCCUGGAUCGGGCUGCCACGCUGGUCUCCCGCCGGAACCUGUUCUUCUGCCAGGCCCUGCGGAAGGCACAGCACGUGCUAGAGGCCCGGCAGGACCUCAGUCUGCGCCCGCUGAUCCGGGCCGCUGUCCGUGAAGGCUGUCCUGGGCCCCUGCUGGCCAGGCUGGACCAGGUUGCAGCUGGGGCGAGAGACCCGGGCGUGGCAGCGCGGGCGCUGGCCUGUGUGGCAGACGUUCUGGGAUGCAUGGCAGAGGGCCAGGGAGGCCUACGGAGUGGGCCAGCCGCCAACCCCGAGUGGAUGCGGCCCUUCUCAUACCUGGAGUGCGGAGACCUGGCAGGGGGCGUGGAGGCACUUGCUCAGGAGAGGGACAAGUGGCUGAGCAGGCCAGCCUUGCUGGUGCGAGCUGCCCGCCACUACGAGGGGGCUGGGCAGAUCCUGAUCCGCCAGGCCGUGAUGACGGCCCAGCACUUUGUCUCCAAGGAGCCAGUGGAACUGCCAGCGCCUGGGCAGUGGGUGGUGGCUGAGUGCCCGGCCCGUGUGGAUUUCUCUGGGGGCUGGAGUGACACACCACCCCUUGCCUAUGAGCUUGGCGGGGCAGUGCUGGGCCUGGCCGUGCGAGUGGAUGGCCGCCGGCCCAUCGGGGCCAGGGCACGCCGCAUCCUGGAGCCCGAGCUGCGGCUGGCAGUGGGGCCUCAGCAGGACGAGAUGGCCAUGAAGAUAGUGUGCCGGAGCCUGGAUGAGCUGCAGGAUUACUGCCAGCCCCAUGCCCCAGGGGCCCUGCUGAAGGCGGCCUUCAUCUGUGCGGGGAUAGUGCACAUCCGCUCUGAGCUCCCACUGAGGGAGCAGCUGCUACGUACUUUUGGGGGUGGCUUUGAGUUACACACCUGGUCUGAGUUGCCCCAUGGCUCCGGCCUCGGUACCAGCAGCAUCCUGGCAGGUGCUGCCCUGGCUGCGCUGCAGCGGGCUGCAGGUCAAGCAGUGGGCACCGAGGCCCUGAUCCACGCAGUGCUGCACCUGGAGCAGGUACUCACUACAGGGCCUGCUGGGCACAGCUGGGUCAGCAUUAGGGCUGGACCUUCAAUCUGCCCUCUGGCAAGCUGCCUUGCCCGGUCACCUGUGGCCAUUGAGGACCCAGUAGAGGCUAUGUUCUAGGGGAACAUUGUUAGCACCAGGCUUCCGUCUCCUCCUGGCCACCUGGAAUCCAUGCCCAGGGUAGAGCAGCCAGCAGUUUGUCUGGUUCCAGACCCUGAGGUGUUCUGUUUGCCCAGGCCUUGUCUCUGGCACAGCUCUGGGAGGACUGCCACAAGACGUGCAGAUGUCUGCGUAGGCUGCUUCUGUGGCUUUGUGGCCCAGCCCCCUCCUUUCACGGAGAUGACUCACAGCCUGUAAAAGGGGCAGAUGGGGAGACCACGCCACUGAUGAGGUGUCCCCUUGGAGUUCAUUUGGUCAAAUGACAGCUGUUUAUUCAGAAUCCACUCUGUGUUGGGCCUAAGGGAUACAUGAGCAAAAACAGGGCCCUUUCCCUCCAAAGUCUCAUGAGGGUAGCCUCAAAAUGUCAUGGGAAAAUAAGAUCGGCACAAGAACUCCCUUAUAUGAUUUACUGGAGGCAGAUGAUCAUUAACCAUGCAAGUGAAUAAAUUAUUCCAAACGGUGUUAAGUGCUCAGAAGGAGAGGGGCUCACUUAGGAGUCCUUGACCUUUUGGGCCCUCCACUGCCACUAUGUUUUGGCUGUAAAGUUUCAGAUGCCUUCUGCCAUUUGCAUUUUACACUUUAAAUCUUCUCAGGCCCUACCCCAGAUGUGAAAUCCCUGUCCCAAGGCAGCUCAACUUCAGUCAUUUUAAUAUAGCUGCAAGGGGAGACAAAAAGAAGAGAGCCAUACUGUUCCUAACUAAAGUAAGGUAUACACAUAGCUUUCAGGAGGUGCUGAAAAGCUCAUUUCCAACACAAACACUCUGGAUCAGAAAAAAAGAGGAGACCCGGUUGGGGGAGGCUUCGGCUACAGGCAAAGUGCUCUGUCACUUCCCUGGCUAUGACUCCUCUAGGGGGAGGGGUCAGUGUAAAAGCUUUCUCCUUCUCAUUCCAGCUACAGAUCAGCUCUGACCUAUGAUUCCAAGUCUGGCUCUGUAGUACAGCUCUUCCCCUUGCUGGGAACAGCCUGCUCCCAGGGCUGGGCAGAAGCCGCACAGCCCACCUGUCCCAACCGAAGUUAGGGAAGCUAUCUUCCCAUGCUGUGGUCAGCCAGGGCUGCAGGCCGGGAGCUUGUGUGAGGAGAGUGAAGUUGGGCCAGAUGUGCUCCAAUAGCGAGGGGCCCUGGGCUUGCAGGAGGUGGCUGGCAGGACCAGGUGGGUGGCCUAA
Molecule: messenger RNA, 4319 nt
Organism: Oryctolagus cuniculus (rabbit)
Lineage: Eukaryota; Metazoa; Chordata; Mammalia; Lagomorpha; Leporidae
Source: RefSeq, a predicted model, not a curated record